This is a messenger RNA of Caenorhabditis bovis, 4071 nucleotides long. The record is from the annotation of a GenBank genome assembly. NCBI's taxonomy places the organism in Eukaryota, Metazoa, Nematoda, Chromadorea, Rhabditida, Rhabditidae.
AUGCGCGACGUGUUGAAUCCGUCAUCCUAUGAUUGCCAAUCGCUUAUCUUCUAUGUGAAUGGCAAUCGAAUCGAGGAAACCGAUGUCGAUCCGAAAAUGACUUUGGCUGCAUAUCUCAGGGACAAAUUGAAAUUGACAGGCACCAAAAUCGGAUGUAAUGAGGGCGGGUGUGGCGCUUGUACGGUAAUGAUAAGUCAUGUGGAGAACGGCGAGAUCAAGCAUUUCUCGGCAAACUCGUGUCUCAUGCCGAUUUGCGGGGUUUUCGGGAAAGCCGUGACAACGGUUGAAGGGAUCGGAAGUGUCGCUCGCGGAAGAUUGCAUCCAGUCCAAGAGAGAUUGGCAAAGGCCCAUGGAUCGCAAUGCGGAUUUUGUACGCCCGGAUUUGUUAUGGCGAUGUACGCGUUGCUUCGGAACAAUCCGAAUCCAUCAGUUGACGAAAUCAACCUAGGACUUCAAGGAAAUCUAUGCCGUUGCACAGGCUAUCGACCAAUUCUCGAAGCGUUUUACAGUUUCGCAGUGGAUGAAUCAGGAACAUUGAAGGUGACAGCAGAAUCGGAAUGUGGAAUGGGAGAAGAAUGUUGUAAGAAGAAGAAGAAGAACGGAGGAUGUAAUGAAGAAACGGUUGGGUACACUGGAGGGGAAAGGAAACGAAAAGUACAAUUAUCCGAUCUGUCGGAUUGUGCGAAAUACGAUGCGACUCAGGAAUUGCUGUUUCCUCCGGAAUUGAAGCAUCACGACUUCGAAAGCAAAUCAUUCGCGUUUGAUCAUCAAACUACAAAAUGGUUCCAACCAACAAACUAUGAAGAUCUUCUCACUUUGAAGAGAGAACAACCAUACGCACGAUUCAUUUCGGGAAACUCGGAAUUGGCGAUUGAGCUUAAAUUUCGAUUCAUUGAUCUACCAGUUAUUAUAAAUCCUCGACAAGUUCGAGAAUUAUACGUGGAAAGAGUUGAAGAUGAAGGGGUUUAUCUUGGAACUGGGCUUUCGCUUACGAAUAUUGAUGAUUACAUGAAGAGAAUGAUGAAGGAGAUGCCAAAAGAGAAGUGCGGAAUCUUCGAAUCGGUCCAUGAAAUGCUUCAUUGGUUUGCCGGAAUACAUGUGAGAAAUGUGGCGUCGAUUGCUGGAAACAUUGCGACGGCGUCUCCAAUUUCGGAUCUCAACCCGAUUUGGAUGGCUGCCAAUGCGCAAGUGGUGCUAGAAUCCGAGGAAAGAGGCGAGAAGCGUGUGCCGAUCGACGAGAAAUUCUUUUUGGGCUAUCGCAAAACAGUUAUCCAGCCGGAUGAAGUCAUUAAGGCGGUUGUGAUUCCGUUCACAAACAAGAAUGAACAUUUCGCCGCUUUCAAACAAGCGCAACGUCGCGAGGAUGACAUCGCAAUUGUGACCGGCGCAUUCCUUGCCGAAGUUGAUCCAUCCACUAAAAUUCUCAAAAACAUCAGAAUAUCUUUUGGCGGCAUGGCUCCAACCACAAAACUUGCCCUCGACACAAUGGAUGAUUUGAAGGGACGUGUCUGGAACAGGGACCUUCUUGACCGGGCACUUGAUGCUCUAAGCGUUGAAAUGGCACUUCCGCCUGGUGUGCCGGGCGGAAUGCCCCAAUAUAGGCUCUCUUUGGCGUUGUCAUUCUUCUUCAAGUUUUUCUUGAAGGUUUCGCAAGAGAUUCAAAAUUCCGACACUUCUGAUUUAAUUGGCAAGACAACAAUUGGCGAAAGUGUGCUGAAACAACUCAAAGCUACACAAGUGUAUCAGGAAGUGAACGCCAAUCAGCCAAUUGAGGAUCCUUUGGGACGACCGCUGAAGCACAUGUCUGGUGAUAAACAUACGACCGGAGAAGCUGUGUACUGCGACGAUAUUAAUAUUGCGGAUUGUCUCCAUAUGGCUUUUGUGCUUUCUCCAAUCGCCCACGGAAACUUGACAAGCAUUGAUCCUAGCGAGGCACUCGCUCUUGAUGGAGUUGUUGGUGUUCUUGACGCCAACGAUGUCUAUACGGGUGCUAAACUCGGACACCAUAGCGAUACUCCAGUGUUUGUCAAGGAUAAAAUCACGUUCCAUGGUCAACCAAUUGCUGCUGUCAUUGCUAGGGACCAUGAAACUGCGCGGCGCGGCGCAGCAAAAGUCAAAAUCGAAUACACUGUCGAGAAACCGAUCGUGACAAUCAAGGAAGCAUUAGAGAAUGAGUCAUUUGUCUUCUCUCAUUUCUACAUUCACUCAUCACUUAAUGAAAACGACACUGUUGUGAAAAAUGAUUGGAGCAAAUAUGAGAAUGUGAUCGAAGGAUCGAUCGACAUCGGCGGACAAGAGCACUUCUACCUGGAAACACAACAGUGCAUUGUGAUUCCACACGAGGACGAUGAAUUGGAAAUAAUCGCUUCGAAUCAAUGCGUCAAUGAUAUCCAGAUCGAAGUGGCGAAAGUUCUUGGAAUGCCGAUGCACAAGAUAUUUGUGAAAGUGAAACGAAUUGGAGGCGGAUUUGGAGGAAAAGAGAGCACUGGAGCUAUUCUGGCCGUGCCGGCAUCGCUUGCCGCGAAGAAAUUCCAAAAACCGGUGAAAAUCAAGUUUGAACGAUUUGAUGAUAUGGCGAUUACUGGAACCAGACAUCCAUUCCGACUGCAAUACAAAGUUGCUGUUGACAAAAACCAAAAGCUUAUUGAUCUCGAUUAUACGGCGUUGUCCAACUGCGGACACACCGUUGAUCUUUCGAUGGGAGUCAUGCAACGCGCAAUGGUUCACGCGGAUAAUGUUUAUCGCUUCCCAAAUGCCGAUAUCACUGGAAAAAUGUGCAAGACAAACUUGGCGUCGAACACGGCGUUCCGCGGAUUUGGUGGACCACAAGGGAUGUUCGGAACCGAAAUUAUGGUGAAACACAUUUGUGAACAACUUGGAUGGGAUCAUGAUGAAUUCCGCGAGAAGAAUUUCUACGAGGAAGGCGAUUGUACGCCAUUUGGAAUGCAUCUCCAUCAAUGCAAUGUUCGCAGAACAUGGCAAGAAUGUCGCGAGAAUAGCGACUACGAUGCUCGAUUGCAGCUGGUCAAAGAGUUCAACGCCAAAAACAAAUACACGAAACGCGGGAUUUAUUUGACCCCAACACGGUUCGGAAUCGGCUUCGGAUUGAAGCAGCUCAAUCAGGCCGGAGCUCUCGUUCUGAUUUAUACCGACGGCACUGUUCUGGUGUCGCAUGGAGGAAUGGAGAUGGGACAGGGAUUGCACACGAAAAUUCAACAAAUUGCAGCGAGAUGCCUUCAAAUUCCCAUCUCAAAAGUUCAUAUCCAUGACACAUCGACGGAUAAAGUGCCGAAUGCAUCGGCGACCGCCGCGUCCGUCGGAUCCGACAUGAAUGGAUUAGCCGUCCAAGAUGCAUGCAGGCAAUUGAUGGAACGACUUGCUCCAUUCAAGAAAGCAAAUCCCGAGGGAGUUUGGGAAGAUUGGGUGAGAGCAGCGUACGUUGAUCGAGUUUCUCUAUCAGCUUCCGGAUUUGGAAUUAUUCACCACGAACCAGUCGACUUUUUCAAUGGCAAAGGCGCUGAGCUCUUCGGAUACAGUGUGUAUGGGACGGCAUGCUGCGAGGUUGAAGUUGAUUGUCUUACUGGAGAUCACCAUCUUCUGCGCACUGACAUUGUGAUGGAUGUUGGAGAAUCGCUGAAUCCUGCCGUAGAUAUCGGCCAGAUUGAAGGGGCAUUCAUUCAGGGCUAUGGUCUGUUCACAAUGGAAGAAGUGAAAAUCAGGCCAGACGGAACUAGACUAACACGAGGACCGGGAACUUAUAAGAUCCCGUCGGCAGACGAUGCUCCACGCGAGUUCAACGUUUCUUUGCUGGGCGGAAGCUCGAACAAAAUGGGAAUAUUCUCAUCGAAAGCCAUCGGAGAACCUCCGUUAUUCCUCGGCUCAUGUGCAUUUUUCGCGAUACGAGAAGCCGUUAGAGCUUAUCGACUGGAUCAUGGACUCAUUGGAUACUUCAAGUUCGACUCUCCAGCAACGCCCGAAAGAAUUCGAAUGGCAUGCCCUGAUUUCCUAUCAAAACAUAUACCAGAAUUGCCGAAAGAAGGAACCUACACCCCGUGGACUUCAUCGGUUUAA